Molecule: messenger RNA, 444 nt
Organism: Trypanosoma brucei brucei TREU927
Lineage: Eukaryota; Euglenozoa; Kinetoplastea; Trypanosomatida; Trypanosomatidae
Exons: 1
Coding region: 1-444 (147 amino acids)
Source: RefSeq, a predicted model, not a curated record
AUGUCAUAUAGUCUCCGUAAACUGAGGCUUCUCGUAGAUGACCCUAAUGGGGAGCUCGCGACGAACCUGGCCACCGCGAAACUGUUUUGUGCCGCCGAGGACGACGGGGAAUCGGAGGAGUUAGGUAGCCUCAUGGGGCCUGAGGUGCACUAUGCCAAUUUCUGGGGUGUCGUAAGAGGACAAGUUGCCGCACUCGCUGUGAUGAGGAAAGAGCAUUCGGCUCUUCGCCUAUCCUGGUCAACUCAAGUAACUGUCAUCACGCCGAAUACCUUCGAGCGUCAAGGUUUUGCACAUUUUACGUCAGGUGGUAUGGCAGCGAUCCCUUUGGUUGGAAGCUGGUUUACAAAAUUUUCCCAGCGGCGGGUGCGAGAGUCAUUAGUGGUGAGGGAUGGGAGAGUGGUAUUUCGUGACCUCAGCUUUCAGUGGGGACUUGGUGUUCACUAA